CUUCUCGGCGGAAGGGGAAGCCCAGGGCCGGUCCCCUGCAGUGCCCCAGCCGCGGGCUGCGAGCGCUCCGCGACAGUGCGGGGCCAUGGGGACUCCGCGCCGCGGCCCACCCGUCCUCCCGGGGCUCCCGCUGGGGCGGCUGCUGCUGCUCCUGCUCCUGAGCGGGCUGGCCCCGGCUCGCGCCUCCCCGCGGCUCCUGGACCACCCGACGCCAGUCUGCUCCCAGGAGGGGCUAAACUGUGCAGUGAAGAAUAGUACCUGCCUGGAUGACAGCUGGAUCCACCCUCGAAAUCUGACCCCUUCAUCCCCCAAAGAUGUCCAGGUCCACCUGGACUUUGCCCAGACCCAGCAUGGAGACCUACUGCCUGUAGCCCGCAUCAGGUGGACCCUGCAGACAGAUGCCAGCAUCCUCUUCCUGGAGGGUGCAGAGUUAUCUGUCCUGCAGCUGAACACCAAUGAACGCUUGUGCGUCAAGUUUGAGUUUCUGUCCAAACUGCAGCAUCAUCGCAAGCGGUGGCAUUUUACCUUCAGCCACUUUGUGGUAGAACCUGGCCAGGACUAUGAGGUGACCGUUCACCACCUGCCCAAACCCAUCCCUGACGGGGACCCAAAUCACCAGUCCAAGAACUUCCCCGUGCCCGGCUGCGAAGACCCCAGGAUGAGGAGGACCACACCGUGUGUGAGCUCAGGCAGCCUUUGGGACCCCAACAUCACGGCAGAGAGCCUGGAGGCCCAGCAGCUGCGGGUGAGCUUCACGCUGUGGAACGAGUCUACCCCUUACCAGAUCCUGCUGACCAGCUUUCCACCCACGGAGAACCAGAGCUGCUUCCAUCGUGUCCUCAUGGUGCCCGACGUAAGGCCGUCACUGUCCUGGCCCUCGCAGGCCGCACUCGAGGACGCCCACCGGCGGGCCAACGUCACGCUCACGCUGUCAGACCAGAACUGGUGCUGCCGCCACCAAGUGCAGAUCCAGCCCUUCUUCAGUAGCUGUCUCAACGACUGUCUCAGACACUCCAUAAGCCUCCCUUGCCCAGAAAUUCCAGAGGCUCCAGACUCAAUUGCAGACUACAUACCCCUGUGGGUGUACGGGUUCAUCACGGGCAUCUCCAUCCUGCUGGUGGGUUCUGUCAUCCUGCUGAUCGUCUGCAUGACCUGGAGGCUACCCGGGUCUCAUCGUGAAAAAUAUGGUAAUGACACCAAAUACACAGAUGUCCUGCCCGAGACCAGCCUGACCCCUCCACCCCUGAAGCCCAGGAAGGUCUGGAUUGUCUACUCUGCCGACCACCCUCUCUACGUGGACGUGGUCCUGAAGUUCGCCCAGUUCCUGCUCACCGUCUGUGGCACCGAGGUGGCCCUCGACCUGCUGGAGGAGCAGGUCAUCUCAGAGGUGGGGGUCAUGACCUGGGUGGGCCGCCAGAAGCAGGAGAUGGUGGAGACCAACUCCAAGAUCAUCAUCCUGUGCUCCCGAGGCACCCGGGCCAAGUGGCAGGCCAUCCUCGGCUGGGAGGAGCCGGCUAUCCAGCUCCGGUGUGACCGCUGGAAGCCCGCAGGUGACCUUUUCACUGCAGCUAUGAACAUGAUCCUACCAGACUUCAAGAAGCCAGCCUGCUUCGGCACCUACAUUGUCUGCUACUUCCGUGACAUCAGUAGUGAGAGUGAUAUCCCCGACCUCUUCAACAUCACUUCCAGGUACCCACUCAUGGACAGGUUUGAGGAAGUUUACUUCCGGAUCCAGGACCUGGAGAUGUUUGAACCUGGCCGGAUGCACCGCGUUGGGGAGCUCACAGGUGAGAACUACCUGCAGAACCCGAGCGGCUGGCAGCUCAAGGAGGCCGUGGAGAGGUUCCGGGAGUGGCAAGUCCAGUGCCCAGACUGGUUUGAGCGCGAGAACCUUUGCUCAGCGGAUGACCAGGACUUCCCGUCCCUGGACGAAGAGGUGUUUGAAGAGCCCCUGCUGCCACCAGUAAGAGGGAUCAUCAAGCAGAAACCCCUGGUGCACGAACCCACCUCUGAGGGCUGCCUGGUGGGAGAUCUGCUUGUCAGUGAGGAAGGAAGAGGGCUGUCAAGGCUGGAACCUCAACUCCAGCCCCAAGGAGAGCUGGCGGCCCAGGCCCUCCAAACCGCAGUGCUCCUAGUGGACGAGGUCCCUUCGGCUCAGGCCGUGGAACCCGUCCCUCCGGCCGUUGAGAGCAGCACAGCGGGCCGGCUGGCCGUGGUCGGGGGCGACGAGGCCUGCCCGCUGCUGGAGGGCUGCGGCCCGCGGCGGAACAGUGUCCUCUGCCUCCCCGUGGACUCAGAGGCCCCGCCUCUCUGCAGCACCCCAGUGGCAUCUCCCAACUACGUCCCAGAAGAUGUAAGGCAGCAGCUCGAAGGCUUGAUGUUCUCACUCUUCCAGCAGAGUCUGAGCUGCCAGGCCCAGGAGGGCUGGGACAGAGCUGCAGUGGCCCUCAAAGACCUCUGCACGCCCUGUGAGGGGGAGCAGCGGCAGUCCGUGCAGUCCGACCAGGGCUAUAUCUCCAGGAGCUCCCCACAGCCCCCUGAAGGACUUACGGAAAUGGAGGAAGAGGAAGAAGAACAGGACCUGGGGACAUCGGCCAAGCAGCUCUCUGCUGAGGACCUAGAGAGCCUGAGAAGCCUCCAGAGACGGCUCUUCUUCCAAGAGCUUCAGAAGAACUCCGGCUGGGGCGGUGUGGAGCCAGAGGAGCCUUAGGGCCCCCCUAGCCCCAGGGUGUUAGGGAAGGGCGGCGUGUGUACACGAGCGCACAUGUGUCUGUAUAUAUGCCUAUGUUCCUGUGUGAAGUGUUUGCCUUUAAAUGUGGACCUCUUGAGCCCUGGGCAUUGCCCUGAAUUUUCUUCCUCUGAGCCUGUGGUCGCGUUCUGUCCCAGCAAGAAUCCACAGCCCAUCCCCGGGAGCCAGCCACAGAGCAUCCCUGAGCCUCCAUCGUGCAGUCAUUCGGUCAUCCAGCAUUUAUUUUGCACCUCUCAUGUGCCAAGCAUCUGAGAUACAAAGAUCAAUUGCACAGGGGCUCUGGCCACCAAGGGGCUUAACGUCUGGUGGGAGCAGCAGAUUAGCAAACGGGAUGGUCCUGUGCGAUGGAAAGGCUUAGUAGAGGUCUGCCCAGGGCUGUGAAAGUACACAGAAGGAGCAGCUGGGCCCAGAGACCGUGGUUGGAGAGGGCAGCGGUCCCCGGGGCAGGGGCAGCAUGUGGGGUGAGGGCUGGGGCCAGUGAGCCUGGAGCGGGAGGAGGGGGCAGCCGGAGCCUGGGCUGCAGAAGGGCUUGUGGGCUAGGCUGGGGGGUUGGGACAUUAGCCCGGUGGCCUGGCAUUCCUUUGACAGGGUGAGCUGCUGCCCUGCAGAGGAGGGGCCUGAGGACCAAACGUACCCGAAAGCCACCUCAGACCAUCUCUGGAAAGACACAGGAUAGAAAUGUGUGAUGAGAACCUUAAAAGCAUUCAGCAGGAAGAAAAGCCUGGAAUCCUGAGCUCCCAUUUUGGCCCUCAGUCAGUGGGAGAGCCACUGCAGAGGAGUCUUCCGGGGUCGCAUGGCCAGGCCCCUGGGCAGCAGCACCCCGCCCCCGAGCUCAGGAAGCCCCAGAGCUGGGGGCCCAAGCCUGAGUGUGAGAUACGGAGGGCGCCCGGCAGGGUGGGCAGAGGGGCGCAGGGUGGGAAUGAGAGGCACACAGGGCCUGGCAGGCCUCUCUGGGGUGGAGAGGAAAACAGGCCACUCUGUACUUAAAAGUCUGAGGUUCAAAGACAGUAUUCAAGGAGAGAUGCUAAGGCUCAGUGCUGGAAGACAUUGUGCCUGAAGUGCCUUCUCGGGAGGAACUGAAGGCUUCUGGCCGUCCGGGGUCCUGGCGAGCACGCUGGGAUGCUGUCUGCCCCUGGACUCAGGUGAGCUCAUUGCCUGGACUCGAGCCCUCAGCUGGCACCAAGCUCCCAGUGAAGGGGUGAGGACUCAGGCAGGUAAUGGGAAACCGUCACAGGCUGUGUGUGUGUGUGACACACACGUGUGUCCUGUGCACAGAAGGGAGAUGGUCAAUAAAAGAUUUGUCCAGCCUGGUA
Molecule: messenger RNA, 4062 nt
Organism: Callorhinus ursinus (northern fur seal)
Lineage: Eukaryota; Metazoa; Chordata; Mammalia; Carnivora; Otariidae
Source: RefSeq, a predicted model, not a curated record